Messenger RNA from Jaculus jaculus (lesser Egyptian jerboa), 6838 nucleotides. RefSeq names its product kinesin family member 26A (gene Kif26a). The coding region runs from base 66 to 5738 and encodes 1890 amino acids. Gene Ontology annotation, molecular function: ATP binding; microtubule binding; microtubule motor activity. NCBI's taxonomy places the organism in Eukaryota, Metazoa, Chordata, Mammalia, Rodentia, Dipodidae. Gene Ontology annotation, biological process: microtubule-based movement. The record is from RefSeq and is a predicted model, not a curated record. The transcript has 16 exons.
CCCCGGGCCAGAUCACGUAGCCACGGCGCCCCGAGAGCCAACGUGGCCCUUCGCGCGCCCCAGCCAUGGUCGGACGCGGCGCCUCUCUGUGCGUGGCGCAGCCCGCGGUGGCUGAGUGCGGCCCGACCCGAGAACCGCAGCCGCUGCUUGAGGUGUCCCCGCGCAAAAGGCUGCCCGCCGGGCCCGAGCAAGACCUGUGUGGCAGCCGUCCUGCGCCCGAGGGAGCGGGAGCCGGCGCGGAGCAGGGCCACUCGUCCAGUGGGGGCGGCUGGUGCCGCCACUGCCACACGAAGCUCGUGGAGCUCAAACGACAGGCGUGGAAGCUGGUCAGCGGACCCGGGACGUCCCUCCGGGAUCCUUGCCUCUCCGCUUUGCUUCUGGACAAGCUACCGGCAUCUGGGGUGCAGCCUGCGUGCCAUCCAGAGGCUGAGAGUCGCUGUGAUGUCUGCACCACACACCUGCACCAGCUCACACGGGAAGCCCUGCGUCUGCUGCAGACCCCUGCCAGUCAUGAGGACCCUGAUUGCCCUCGGGGAGGCCUCCUGCCCCCAAACCUUAGGGAGGCACCUGGACCAGCAGGCCCCUCGGGGAGGCAGCCCUCAGCAGGGCCUGACAGGGGGAAGACACCAGCCUGGCCUCCGGGGCCCAGCGUCCAGGUGUCCGUGGCUCCAGCAGGCCUCGGGGGUGCUCUGAGCACUGUCACCAUCCAAGCACAGCAGUGCCUGGAGGGCGUGUGGAGCCUCUCCAGAGUCAAUAGCUUCCUGCCGCCCACCUGCCUGGCUGAGGCAGCAGUGGCUGCUGUGGCUGUAGCUGACACAGUCCGAGACUGCGCCCCCAUGGCUGCCACUGAUGGUGUGUCCAAGGCAUGGGGUCGUGGGGCAGCCUGUACGUCUGCCCUGGUCACCCCAGCCCCAGGCUCCUCGGCAGGGGGCUCCACAGGUACUUCGGCUGCAGUUUCCUUCUUUAUAAGGGCUGCCCAGAAGCUCAGCCUGGCCUCUAAGCGCAAGAAACAUCACCCUCCACCUGCACCCACCACCCGCAGCACCUCCACCUAUCCCACCGACUUCAGUGGCAUCCUGAAGCUGUGGCCACCCCCGGUACCCCCUUGCCUGCUCAGGGCUGCCUCCAAGGCCAAGGACAACCCCAGCAGCUUUGGAAAGGUGAAGGUCAUGCUUCGCAUCUGGCCAUCGCAGGGAGCCCAGCGCUCAGAGUCCACGUCCUUUCUGAAGGUGGACCCUCGCAAGAAGCAGGUGACCCUCUACGACCCAGCUGCCGGGCCUCCAGGCUGUGGGGGCCUCCGGCAUGCUGCCACUACACCUGUCCCCAAGAUGUUUGCUUUCGAUGCCAUCUUCCCCCAGGAUUCGGAGCAGGCUGAGGUCUGCUCAGGGACCGUGGCUGAUGUGCUCCAGUCAGUGGUUGGUGGGGCUGACGGCUGCAUUUUCUCCUUCGGCCACAUAAGCCUUGGCAAGUCCUAUACCAUGAUUGGGAAGGACACCUCCCCCCGGAGCCUGGGUGUCGUGCCCUGCGCCAUCUCCUGGCUCUUCAGGCUCAUCGAUGAGCGUAAGGAGCGGACAGGCACACGCUUCUCCAUCCGUGUGUCUGCCGUGGAAGUGUGCGGCCGUGACCAGAGUCUUCGGGAUCUGCUUGCUGAGGUGGCCUCAGGCAGCCUGCAGGACACCCAGUCCCCAGGCGUGUACCUUCGGGAGGACCCCGUGUAUGGGGCGCAGCUCCAGAACCACAGUGAGCUGCGGGCACCCACGGCAGAGAAGGCAGCCUUCUACUUGGACGCAGCCCUGGCUGCGCGCAGCACCAGCCGCAUGGGCUGUGGGGAGGACGCGCGGCGCAGCUCCCACAUGCUCUUCACACUGCACGUCUACCAGUACCGUGUGGAGAAAGGUGGCCAGGGAGGAAUGUCUGGAGGCCGCAGCCGUCUGCACCUCAUUGACCUGGGCAGCUGUGAGGCAGCAUCCAGCAAGGGUGGUGAGGCCACCGGGGGACCCUUGUGUCUGUCUCUGUCGGCUCUGGGCAGUGUCAUCCUGGCGCUGAUCAACGGGGCCAAGCAUGUGCCCUAUAGGGACCACAGGCUAACCAUGCUGUUGCGGGAGUCCCUGGCCACUGCCAGCUGCCGCACCACCAUGAUUGCACAUGUCUCAGAUGCACCUGCCCACCAUGCAGAGACGCUCAGCACUGUGCAGCUGGCUGCCCGCAUCCACCGCCUUCGCAGGAAGAAGACCAAGUAUGCAUCCAGCUCCUCUGGUGGGGAGAGCUCCUGUGAGGAGGGCCAGGCUCGCCGACCCCCACACCUGCGAUCCUUCCACUCACGCGCUGUGGCCCUGGACCCCACGCGUUCGGCUCCUGGCCUGCCUGGCGACCCCGACUACUCAUCCAGCAGUGAGCAGUCUUGCGACACGGUCAUCUACGUAGGUCCUGGAGGGGCAGCGCUGUCUGACCGUGAGCUCACUGACAACGAGGGCCCCCCCGACUUUGUGCCCAUUAUCCCUGCGCUGAGCCGCCGCCGGUCCUCUGAGGGCCCCCGCGAUGCUGACCACUUCCGCUGCAGCACAUUUGCGGAGCUGCAGGAGCGCCUGGAGUGCAUCGAUGGCAGCGAGGGGUCCCCUGGACUGCCAGGUGGCUCUGAUGGAGCUCAGGCCAGCCCUGCCCGAGGGGGCAAGAAGCCCUUGCUACCUGAGGCUGCAUCUCCCAGGAAGGCCGUGGCUUCCCCAGGGGUCACCAGCACUCCUCGUGAUAGCCCUGGACAAGACCCUUACCGGAGUACCCUUGAGCCCUCCAAGCCUGGCAUCCAGGGUGACCAGAAAAUAGAUGGUAGCCGGCCUGAAGCACCAACUCCAGACAAGACUGGGGGGAGUGGAAGCAGGAGGACUCUGCCCAGCCCAGCCCCUCCACCAUGUUGGCAGCCAGAAGCUCCAGGCGCCCCUGUAGAACCUGGGGGAGGGUCCUCUGACAGUGUGGUACGGACACCACCCGUGGGCAUGAGUGGGCAGGUGGCACAGUCACUGCUGCUCCAGGACACUGGUUGUCCUUGUCCAUCUAUUCAUGGCCGCCGUCUGGAGCGGGGUCUGCUGACCACCACCGUGACCCUGCAGCAGCCUGUGGAGCUGAAUGGCGAGGAUGAACUGGUGUUUACAGUGGUAGAGGAACUGCCUCUAGGGGGCCUGUCAGGCACCCCACGGCCCUCCAGCCUGGCCAGCUUGGGCAGUGACUGCUCCCUUCAGGCCCUGGCCUCAGGCUCCAGGCCUGUCAGCAUCAUAAGCAGCAUCAAUGACGAGUUUGACGCCUAUACUGCUCAGGUCCCUGAGGACACAGGUGGCCCCGGGGAGCCUCUGGAAGGGGUGGCCUGGGCUGGUGGCAGUCCUGCCUCAUCCAUUGGCUCCUGGCUGAGUGAGGUUGGCAUCUGCACAGGUGACAGUGGUGGCCCCACACCGCAGCUUCUCUUCAGCCCUGACUCAGCAGCAGGGCCCGGUCCCCCGGAGCGCCCCGCCCCAGGCAGCUGCUCCCCGGAGUACAGCAGCCUCAGGUCCUUGGAACCCAGCAGACCUGACAGUCCUGGCUUGGCCCGGGGCCCUUGCCCCAGGGAGGCAGUCGUCAUGGCCUCGGCCCGACCCAUCAGAGAUCCGUGGGCUGGGUCCCCACAGGAGACAGCCUCGGCCCAGACCAUCCACUCCAGCCUUCCCCGGAAAUCCAGGACUACCUCAGCAGCCAGCCGCACUGCCUGUGCUCGACCCAGCCAGGGCCCAUGCAGCCCCAGAGGCUUGUUUGAGGAUCCCUGGUUGCUCCGUGCAGAGCACUGUGAUAUACCCCAGGUGGUCUCUGCAGGCAGGGCCCCUAGCCCAAGCCCAGGUUCUCCCCGGUUGCCUGAGGCUCAGAUGGUGCUUGCUUGUUCCCAGAGAAUGGUGGGUGGAUGUGAGGUGUCAGCCAGGGGAGUCCGCAGGCCCGAGGCUGUGGCCCGCAUCCCACCACUGAGGAGGGGAGCCACCACCCUGGGGGUGACUACACCUGCUGCCUCCUGCAGGGACACUCUAGCUGAGGCAGCUGUCUGCUCAGGCAGCCUAAAGGCUACCUCCAAUGUGAAGAAGAGCGUGGCUUCCAAGGGGGCCUUUUUGCCAAGGCCCAGCGGGGCCUCACCCCCAGCCCCACCUGUGCGCAAGUCCAGCCUGGAGCAGAGUGGUCUGGCCUUGGCCCCUACCCAGGCCCUGGGGUUGACCCGAGCAGGGCCUGCUGCUGUCUUCCGAGGGGAGGAGGAGGCUAGGCCCAGUGGCCGGGCUGACCACUCUGUGCCCAAGGCCACAUCUAGCCUGAAGGCCCGGCCUGGCAAGAUGGAGGUGGCACACCGUCCCCUGGGCCACAUGUCCCUGGAGCGGUAUGAGGGCCUGGCACAUGGUGGUAGCAAGGUCAAGGAAGCUCCAGGGAGAGCACCCCGGGCUGUACCCAGGUUGGGUGUGCCACCUGUCAGUCCCACACCUGGGCCAACUCCUGCCUGUAGGGGCAGCCCUGCGAAGGGUGUGGGCGCUUCCAAGCCCCCAGCCGGUGGGGCUAAGGGCCGCAGCCCAGGGGCCGGUGCGUCUCGAGCUCUGGGUACUUCGGUAAAGCCACUUGCCCCUGUGGCAGGCAGGAACACUGGCAGUUCUGUGACGGGUCCCAGGACAGCCCCAAGGGCUGUGCCCAUGCCUGUGCCUGGAGUUGGGGCUAAGACUGGCCGGGGCACCAUUAUGGGCACCAAGCAGGCUCUCCGGGCUGCCCACAGCCGUGUCCAUGAGCUGGCCGCCAGUGGAUCUCCCAGCAGAGGUGGCUCCUCUUGGGGCUCGGCUGACUCGGACAGUGGCAAUGAUAGUGGUGUGAAUGUGACCGAGGAGCGGCCGCCUGUGAGCCCUCCGCUGCCCUCCCCCUACAGUAAAGUGACGGCACCACGAAGACCCCAGCGCUACAGCAGUGGGCAUGGCAGUGACAACAGCAGUGUGCUGAGCGGGGAGCUCCCACCCGCCAUGGGCCGCACGGCGCUCUUCUACCACAGUGGAGGUAGCAGUGGCUACGAGAGCAUGAUUCGCGACAGUGAGGCCACAGGCAGCGCCUCCUCAGCUCCCGACUCCAUGAGUGAAAGCGGGGCUGCCUCCCCAGGCUCCCGCUCUCGCAGCCUCAAGUCCCCAAAGAAGAGGGCUACAGGUUUGCAGCGGCGACGGCUGAUCCCGGCCCCACUGCCUGAUGCCACUGCCCUGGCCCGCAAGCCCAGCCUCCCUGGGCAGUGGGUGGACCUGCCCCCACCCCUGGCCAGCUCUCUGAAGGAACCAUUUGAGAUUAAGGUGUACGAGAUCGAUGAUGUGGAACGUCUGCAGCGGCACCGCCUGCCCUUGCGAGAGGACCCAGCCCAGCCCUCCCAGGACAUGGAGAAGGGCCUGCUGUGCAUUAACUCAAAGCUGCGGCUGGUGGAGCGCAGGCAGCAGCGGCUGCGGGAGGUGCAGGCCAAGCGUGACCAGCUCUGUGAGGAGCUGGCUGAGACCCAGGGUCGGCUGAUGGUAGAGCCCGGGCGCUGGCUGGAGCAAUUCGAGGUGGACCCAGAGCUGGAGCCUGAGUCGGCCGAGUACCUGGUAGCCCUGGAGCGAGCCACAGCUGCCCUGGAGCAGUGUGUGAACUUGUGCAAGGCUCGUGUCAUGAUGGUCACCUGCUUCGACAUCGGCAUUGCAGCCGCCGCUGCUGUGCCAGGGCCACAGGAGGUGGAUGUCUAAGGCUGGGCACUGGGCAUGGGAGGGGACAUGCAGAGGUUGGGUAGGGGGUGUGAGGACAGGAUGUGGACAGAGAGAGGAUGUGGAGGGGGUUGGGGCGUUGAGGACACAGAAGGAGGUCUGUGCAGGACUGUGGGUCUCAGAGAAGAGGUGGAGCAUGGGGAAGGGGAGGGCCGCUGGCCGUGAACAGAGCAAGUGAGUGCAUGAAAGACUUGCCACCCAGACAGCCACGCAAGUGCCUUUAAUCUUGAGUAGGCCUUUUCUCCUUGUUAAUUUUGGUGCUACAAAGUUCAGAUACCAGCAGACAGCUGUGGCCACUGUGGCCAGGCUGAAGCCAGUUUCUUUGUUUCUGAUUUCGCCUUCCUUAUAGCCAAGCAGUUUUGUGUAGCAGGGCAGACCUGUGCCACCAGCUCUCGUAGGAUUGGGGCUAUUUUUUUCUCUCCAGAGCAUUCUCUCAGCACUAGUGGUCUCCGGACUCCGCUCUCUGCAGCAGUAGGGUCCUCUGAGUGGGAAUAACCAGACCCAAGUCCUUCUUUUCCUCUAAGGAAUCCCACUGUUCUUAAGACACCAGGGGCCACAAGAGAGGGCUGGGCCAUGAGCACAUGAGGCCUUCUCUUCCACGGCAGGAAUUCUUACCAAAACCACAGGAAGAAAAAAAGAAAGAAAAAGAAAAAAAUGCAAAUAAAGUAUAAAACACAUACCACGGCCAACAAGGAUGGGGUGUGGGUUUUGUAAAACUUCUGUUAGUUUCAUAUUUUUGUAUCAUUUUGCCUAUAAACAUGGAAUUUGCAGUGGGAACUUGAAGACAAACCGUCUACGUUUUUAUGGUUUUCUAUGGAAGGUGUUCCUAGAAUUGGGCUCUUGGCAGCUGUGGGAGGCAGGCUCUUUCUGGGGUGGUACCCUGGGCAGUGUGGGGGCUCCUUGGGAAGCAUAUAUUUUCAAAUGCAGACCAGGGGCGAGCCUGCCAGCCUAUGAUGUGGCCCGCACGCGGGUUCGUGCUUUCUGAUCAUUGUGCAUUUUCUAGAUGUCCAGUCCUUUGUACAAACGUGUAGAUAACAUCUUGCUACAGUUUUUAUUUGUGAAUAAAAAAUGUAUUGAUUGUU